AUGACGUCAUGUCGGAGGCGCGCGCUCCUCUACCUGGGCUGUACUCUAGUUUCGUACGUACGUGUGCGUCUGACGUCAUUCCCCCUAGUAACCCUCGGCGGCGUCUCCAGGAGAGAAGGCAACAAGAUGGGAUUGCUGUCCAUCCUGCGUAAGCUAAAGAGCACACCAGACCAGGAGGUUCGGAUACUACUGCUGGGUCUGGACAACGGGGGGAAGACCACCCUGCUGAAACAGUUAGCAUCUGAGGAUAUCAGCCACAUUACCCCCACACAGGGAUUCAACAUCAAGAGCGUCCAGUCUCAGGGAUUUAAACUGAAUGUUUGGGACAUUGGAGGCCAGAGGAAGAUUAGACCAUACUGGAGAAACUACUUUGAAAACACUGAUGUUUUGAUUUACGUCAUUGAUAGUGCUGACAGAAAGAGGUUUGAGGAAACGGGUCAGGAACUGGCUGAGCUGUUGGAUGAGGAGAAGCUGAGCGGCGUUCCAGUGCUGAUCUUUGCAAACAAACAGGAUCUGCUGACCGCCGCCCCAGCCUCGGAGAUCGCAGAGGGUCUAAACCUGCACACGAUCCGAGACCGUAUGUGGCAGAUCCAGUCCUGUUCCGCUCUGACCGGAGAAGGCAUUCAGGAGGGGAUGAACUGGGUCUGCAAGAGCGUCAACUCGAAGAAAAAGUAGCACUGCUUCUAGUCUUCAGUCCACUCAGGAGGAGGGGGCGGAGCCUCAGCAGCAGCAGAUCCAAGUCCACGCUGCCCCCCCCCCCCCCCACGCCCUCCUGAGCCUUAGUCCGAUGGGAAAUACCUGUGAAUGUACAAGCACUGCUAACACAACACCGACUGGAGUCUCUAACCCUCUGCAUUCCUGUUAUCGCUCAUGUUUACUAAUCUCGGUUUGCUUCUACGAAAAAAGGAGAGGGGUGGGGGGGGGUUGCCUUUGAAGGGAACCAGUGCUGGGAAAUCCGACCACCACCACCCGACCAUGGCCUCGCCCACGGCGCCACCCGCCGCCCGUCACAACCUCCAACGUCCCAAUUAAAGCGCCGUCUUUCAUUGGGAUUCCUGUGUGUUUGUUCAGCUCUGUUCUCACGUUGUCCUGGAAACCAUCCUCCACUCCCCCCACCUCCACCUCGGUACACAUACCUGAUGUUUUUAUUGUUUUUUUUAAUCAUUCCAUGAUCGCUGUACGCGCUUUUUGGCCACUAUGGCUCUGUUUGAGGUGAGGUCUUAUUUUUGUAAAGUUGUUUUAUUUAUGGUGAAGUAGAGUGUAGAGUGCUUUCAACGUUUCAAAAAAAAACGGCACGGUGUGUGAUUUAUAAGGAGAAACAGUCCGCUGUGUUCAAGUCCCGGCUUAACGACACUGUACAUGUUAAUAUGUAUAAAAAGAACACUAUAGAAACUGAACGGAUGAGAGGAACUGACGUGUAAAUAGCUCGGCCCUGUUCAUAUGUUCCAUUAUGCACAUGUUAUAGUCUAUACUGUCUAUACUGUAGUCUAUAAUGUUUGCAUGUUGAAUGUACGUAGACAGAUUUUGAAGUCUAUUCUAUGUCCCGAUGCAUUUCUCUGUGCUCUCUGGAGUAGUGAGGGUAUUUUUACUCUAUAAGCAUUUAUUUCCUUUUGAUAUUCCUGAAUGUACUCUGUCCAGAACUGAAGGUACUGUAUGUGAAUAAAGAGAUAAAGAGAAAAACCCU
Molecule: messenger RNA, 1684 nt
Organism: Sphaeramia orbicularis (orbiculate cardinalfish)
Lineage: Eukaryota; Metazoa; Chordata; Actinopteri; Kurtiformes; Apogonidae
Gene: arl3b
Product: ADP ribosylation factor like GTPase 3b
Exons: 7
Coding region: 1-675 (224 amino acids)
Molecular function (GO): GTP binding; GTPase activity
Source: RefSeq, a predicted model, not a curated record